UCUCUCCGGACCCUGCAUUCACUAUAUCUGGUCUCCCCGGACCCUGUAUUCAUUAUAUCUGGUCUCUCCAGACCCUGCAUUCACUAUAUCUGGUCUCCCCGGACCCUGCAUUCACUAUAUCUGGUCUCCUCAGACCCUGCAUUCACUAUAUCUGGUCUCCCCGGACCCUGCAUUCACUAUAUCUGGUCUCCCCGGACCCUGCAUUCACUAUAUCAGGUCUCCCCAGACCCUGCAUUUACUAUAUCUGGUCUCCCCGGACCCUGCAUUCACUAUAUCUGGUCUCCUGGACCCUGCAUUCACUAUAUCUGGUCUCCCAGGACCCUGCAUUCACUAUAUCUGGUCUCUCCGGACCCUGCAUUCACUAUAUCUGGUCUCCCCGGACCCUGUAUUCACUAUAUCUGGUCUCUCCGGACCCUGCAUUCA
Staurois parvus is the source of this 423-nucleotide messenger RNA. NCBI's taxonomy places the organism in Eukaryota, Metazoa, Chordata, Amphibia, Anura, Ranidae. The record is from the annotation of a GenBank genome assembly.